Molecule: messenger RNA, 1307 nt
Organism: Rhipicephalus sanguineus (brown dog tick)
Lineage: Eukaryota; Metazoa; Arthropoda; Arachnida; Ixodida; Ixodidae
Product: acanthoscurrin-2-like
Exons: 3
Coding region: 231-947 (238 amino acids)
Source: RefSeq, a predicted model, not a curated record
CUCUGGACUCACUGAGGUCGUCCUGUUCCGUCUCUUCUGAUGAUGCUGCCGCUUUGUGUUUUGCUACUGGCGCUCCCUUUCAAAGGGAAUGGCGCACGAUGUCCUGCGCCCCUCCUCCCUCCCGCGCCUGUCCUGACGAACCACGUUUGUGGGACCGUAUAUAAGGACCUAACGGUUCGAUCGGCAGGCAUAACGCAGCUUGCUCUCAUCGCAAGACAACCACGAGCAGCAUGAAGUCCACGGCUCUCUUCUGCGGUCUCUUGCUAGUCAACGCCGUUAAAGCCGGCUUCCUGGGCGGAGGUGGAGGCGGUGGUCUUGGAGGUGGCGGAUACGGCGGUGGUGGAUACGGCGGCGGUGGCUACGGCGGUGGAGGCCUUGGUGGUGGAUUCGGAGGUGGCCACCACGGAGGUGGUGGCUACGGAGGUGGCGGCUACGGAGGCGGCGGCUAUGGAGGCGGCGGCUACGGAGGUGGUGGCUACGGCGGCGGAGGCCUUGGCGGCGGAGUCGGCCACACGUCCACGUAUCUUGUGCGCACCGUGAGCAGAACGCACGGUGGAGGCGGCUACGGCGGAGGCCUCGGCGGCGGAUACGGUGGCGGCCUCGGAGGCUACGGAGGCGGCGGCUACGGGGGCGGUGGCUACGGCGGCGGAGGCUACAGCGGCGGAGGCUACAGCGGCGGGGGCUACAGCGGCGGCGGAUAUGGCGGGUACAGUGGCGGCGGACUUGGUGGAUACGGAGGCGGUGGCUACAGUGGCGGAUCUGGUGGUGCUGCCAAGGUGAUCAUCAUCAAGGGAGGAGGAGGAGGCGGUGGUCUCGGCGGUGGAUAUGGUGGAUACGGCGGACUGGGAGGUAUCGGAGGAGCCAGCUAUGGCGGUGGUGGAUACGGCGGUGGCGGAUACGGCGGCGGUGGUUACGGUGGCGGCGGUCACCAUGGCGGCUGGAACUAAGCGAAUUCAAGUGCAGUUGAUUACUUGACAGCCAUUCCGGCCAUAACGUUCGCCACGUGGUAGUGGUAACAGAGGCCACCCAAUGAAGAUGGAGCAGACCAGACCUCGCCGAAGCUUCCAACGUGGAUUGGUCAUCGUGUUGUUGUUUUCGUUGUUGUUCGUUAUUGUUGAUUCAUCAUGUCAACAGACUGAGUUCCACCACAUGAAACCUGCAGCUUGCCUUGCGUGAAAAAUAUAGCAGGAGGUGAUUCGGGCUUACUUGUCAAACGCGAAGAUUUUUUUAGCCUACUCCGCUUAUUUCUUUCAUGGCUUGUACAGAGAAGUGUGGAUUUAUUAUGAGUUGAAUAAAAUAUUUAAAAA